Messenger RNA from Amoebophrya sp. A25, 7069 nucleotides. Lineage: Eukaryota; Dinophyceae; Syndiniales; Amoebophryaceae. The record is from the annotation of a GenBank genome assembly.
CCAAUCCUGGAGAGGGAAUUAACUUGCCUAAGUAAUAAAUGUGUUUAUUAUCGGAGAAAUAUAUAUUCCCUCUCGGGCCUAUUCCCUCUAUCUCGUAGAUGUAUCCCUUUAAGCAACAAAUUAUCGAAACAAUAUAACAUCAUGAGUCGGUUUUUGCGUAGAUGGUUCAGUGGCAGAACGGAUGCGGAGGAGGAUGCGAGCAGCGUCGCCGGUUGGUUUGAGAGCAGCUCGGACGGAUGGUUCGGCUCAACAACCCAGCACGCAGAGGGAGUGUCCUCCUAUUCCUCGGAUACUUACUCCUAUGGUCUGACCGGCCUCUCAGACCACGACGCAGGAGUUCCCAUGAUUUUUUACUUAAGGCUCGCUUUCGCUAAGGACAAAGAAUCAUUUGUACCACCAUUUUCUUUGCCUUGUCCUUUUCUGAAUCAUUUUAUUUUAUCUUGAGACUGAGAGAACGUAAGAAUUGACUUGCUGAAGUGAAAAUGUUAAAAGAAUGAAAAGCGAUAGAAAGAUGGACACGGAUAUGGAUAGCGCUAAUCUUCGGAGAAGAUGAUGCGAGCACUACCUCGAAGAAGAGCAUCAUGUCAACGCUUCAGAUCAUUAUCAUUACGAGUUUCAACUUUCCAUUUGGCGCACUCUGCGGACCCAUGGGUAUUUUUUCCGCUGAAAGAUAGUACUGGAAGUUGAACGUCUGGAUCUCUUUGCUCUUGAAGCACUUCUUUGUUUGAAGAUAGUUCACAGCCGCAGCUAUACCCUUACUUAGAUACCUGUUGCUGUUGCUACUUCUAGCUUAUUGACUGAUGUACUACGUAGUGCGUACUUGCGGGUGCGGGCGACCAAGUAACGGAUAAAAAUGUGGUUGUGGUUUAGUCUCACCCUACUAAGUGAGUAGCUAGCUGGUAGUGGCUUUUCACAUCACGCCGUCGCCAAUCAAAAUGGCAAUUUUUUUUUGGUUCUUAUUCUUUCUUACAUACGCAGCAGCCUGCCAAGAGGGUGACUAGGCUGACUACAACUACGGAAUUAUUUCAUCCUGAAUUUGGAUUAAAAAUAGGUGUCGCGAUUUUGCCUCUGGAAGCCGAAAGGCUCGCGCCGGAAAGGUCGGGGUUGAUGCUGGGAUUCAUGAUGGGCAUUGUGGGGAUUACGCAGUUGGUGUGCCCUUUCGCCGGCGUCGUAUCAGACGCUCACGCAAGUCGAUUAGGUUUAUGGCACGGAGUAAAUUACUUGCACUUUCUUUGUUGUAGGCGGGACCUUGUUCCGCGAUGAAAUGGUAGGACCUCUCUCGUCCUCUGCGACAUACUCAAGAAUGUCAUUACUAGAUACAGACUCGGAAUUGAUUGAGAAUAAAACAAAUUCCCGAGCAGGUGUUGUUGUUGAUGAGACUACAAAGUUCUAUCAUGCUUCACAGAGGAAGCGGCGGCCUUUCCUGCUACUUGGUGGAAUGACCACGAUUGUCUCCCUGGUCGGGCUUUGGUUUUCGUCUCUCCAUCACUGGCCGGUUACGUAUGCAAUUUGGCUGUUCAUAGCUAUGUCGGGACUUAACGUCGCUUACACAGCCGCGUACGGUUUAGUUCCAGAUCUCGUACCCCACGAGCAGCAGGGCCUGGCCUCGGGAGUAGUCGGAGCAAAUCAGCUAUUCGGCAGCUUGAUCGCGUACAACUCAGUUAUUCUAUCUCGUAGUUCUUGUUUUGCAUCGCGGGAGGAAGAACAUUGUCCAUUGUUGUUACAAAGUGGAGUUGUAGUAGCGCCAGCAUGAUGCAAUUCAUUAUUCGACUACGUUAAUACAACACUUCAAUGUUGAUAGAAUCUAUUUCAAUGAAGUUCAAUUUCAACAUUGAUGUCGCAAUCGACGUGGAGCGUUGAUGAAAUGAUGAUUCUUUUAGUUCUACUUUUUAACCUGUACUAGUAGUAAUUCGUAAUUCUGUAGCAUCAACAAGGCUGACUAACGAAUCAAACGCAACAGGUUCAUAUUCUUGAUUCUCACGUAUUCUUUCGACUAUCACGUGAACUACUUCUUUUACAUCCUGUUGCUGUCUGCGAGCAUUGUGAUGACCUUGCUGGUGGCGAAGGAAGAAGACACAUCCAAAGACGAAGUACAGCCAUUUACGUGGAAACAGCUGGCCCUCUCCUACACCAUCGACUGCUCGCAGAGUUACGACUUUCUUUGGGUCUUCAUAGGUACGCUCUCUGAGCAUAACAAUGCAUGCUGAUGUUCAGUUACACUUUUUUAGUCUAGGAUUCCUUCGUUCUACAACUUGGCAAAACUACCAGAGGAACUUCGCCACCCUGCUCGUCAGAAUACACCACCAGCGUCACACUGUGCUUAGCCAUAAUGCUGAUCUUCUAGAAUCAGGGAUGAAAAACAUAGAAACUACGUGAGCCGUCGUGUUAUGAUGCACGACGAGCAGCAGAACAAGUAACUACAGGUCGAACGUUUUACUACAUCGGGAUUAGUGUGCAGAGCUUCGUACUUUUCUAUGUGCGCGACGUGAUCAACGUUGAGGAAGUGGGCCAACAGAAGAUACACGUUGGUGCAAUGGCACUGUCAGCCCAAUUCGUGGGAGGCAUUGUCGCAGUCAACGCUGGCUCACUGUCAGAUGGCAAACUUGGCCGAAAAUUCAUGGUCUACGUGGCCUGUGCGAUCAUGGCUGCUGUCUACAUGAUGUUCCUAGCUUAUGAAACAGCACCUUGGCUGUGAAGAAACUGGAUCGAUUUCUGCUCGUAGAGGAUGAAAUUCUACUCGAAUAGGGACGCAAUGCGUUGGAACGCAUCGUCAGUUUGUUCUUUCGUCACACCCUACUUUUCACUCCAACCACCUCACUUUUCGACCCGCUUUCAUGCUUGGACGCCUUGGUUUUUUUCGAAUGAGAUCCGGUUUUACCUGAAUCACCUGCAGUUCGACCAUUACUUCAAGCGUUUUAUUCCGAUGAAGCAUUUCAAACUGCCGACGAGCUGGUAUCCCGGAGGUGCCGCGCCUGCAGGUGCAGGAGAGGCCUCGAAGGCUGCAAGGCGGACCCUCAUGAUACAGGAAGACGACCAUGUCGGAGAGGCACCCUCGGACAUCUUCUAUACUGCAAAUGCCGUCAUCAUAGAACAACCGUCGGUUGCGCAAUCGCAGGAGAAAGCUUCUAGUGGUCUAGUCACUGAUGAACCUCCAGCAGAGAAUAGAAGGUGGAGAGCAUCACCAAGAACAUCACCAUAUGCAAGGGAGACACAACGAGAUAGUAAACUACUCUUAAACUCGACUUCUUCAGGCACAGAUCAUAAUGCAGUUUCCUGUUGGCGAGGUAUCGCUGACCAAGUCGUAGCAGUUGAGGGUCAAAGAAUACCUCAGCAGUCAGAUGACACAUUACUAGAAGGACCCUCGUCAAUACCCUCACGCUCACUAUCGAACAAAAGUCAUAGGCGGAUGAACGAAAAACCUGGCUCCGGCGCUCCAAUGGUUUCCUUCUACACAAGAUACUUGAUUGCUCCUAGUAAAUAACUAUAUUGGCGCUAAGUCAAUUAAGAACUGCACAAAAACGGUCUUUAUUGUCGCCUCCUCGUCCUGGAAGUGCUCCGCUUAGCGACUUUUGUAACUUGUUUUCUCUUGGUUUUUCUGUCGUUUGGUUUCGUUUCAUGUGAGUCCCCGCGCCCCUCCAGAGUCCACCGCACCAGCCUGCAGAUGUAUGCUGGGGGAUUCUGGAGGGGCGCGGGGAUUUGGAGGGCGCCCGAGGUUCUUGGUUCGCAAUUGGGUGAGGGUUUUCCAGAAGGGAGCGCAGUAGGCGGCGAGUGUUCUGCGGAUUCGUAUCAUGCCCGAGAAGAUUGAACUUUGUCCGGAUUUUUGCAGUCCUUAGUUGAAUUUUCUCCAUUCUAACUCCACUUGUCUGUGGUCGACUUUUUCGCCAUAAUCGGAGAGGCUUGAGACACUCCGCCCGAGGUUCUUCGUUCUUGGGUCUUUUCAUGUUGUUAAGUGUUGGACUUUUGACCACCCGGCGCCCCGAGGCUCUCGCGCCGGGUGGGAUUAGUUACAAAGAAGAGAGACGCGCCGCCGCCCUUAAAUGGUCAGACCACUCACGCGCGCCGCCGUGUGUGCGCAGAUUGUCGGGGGCGUUUGCUGGCGUUGUCCGCACUCUUUUGAAGUAUUUCAGCGGACAACUUUGCGGAGGUUUCGCCGGAAUUGAGUAAGCCUCUCUAUUGUUUGCCGGGUUCCCGCUCGCUAGGCCAUUUUUGACGAAAAAACUGAAAAGAUGUCUGCAGAUUUUUUUCCAAAAAUGGCCUUGCGAGCGGGAACCCGGCAAACAAUAGAGAGGCUUAUUCAAUUUCGUGGCGUUUUUCAAGAAGGGCUGGACCGGUUGCCACCUGAAUUCCCAAGGGCUUGCGCCUCCUCUUUUUGUUAAGUUUCGAUGGUGUGGCGUGCUCGCUGUGCCUCUGGUGCUUCCGCAGGUGGCUGAUUAGAAUGGCGCUAAGUCAAAUAAGAACUGCACAAAAACGGUCUUUAUUGUCGCCUCCUCGUCCUGGAAGUGCUCCGCUUAGCGACUUUUGUAACUUGUUUUCUCUUGGUUUUUCUGUCGUUUGGUUUCGUUUCAUGUGAGUCCCCGCGCCCCUCCAGAGUCCACCGCACCAGCCUGCAAAUGUAUGCUGGGGGAUUCUGGAGGGGCGCGGGGAUUUGGAGGGCGCCCGAGGUUCUUGGUUCGCAAUUGGGUGAGGGUUUUCCAGAAGGGAGCGCAGUAGGCGGCGAGUGUUCUGCGGAUUCGUAUCAUGCCCGAGAAGAUUGAACUUUGUCCGGAUUUUUGCAGUCCUUAUUUGAAUUUUCUCCAUUAUAAAUGUUGAGGGUAUCAUGGAGGUUCUCCUUCUACAAGGACAACGAAGAACAGGUGAAUAUCGAAGAUUCAUUGUCUACUCGAACAAUCCGCGACAGAAAGAAGUCCAUGAUUAUGAUUAUUUGUACAACUACAACAACGAACAUCAGGACUUGCUGGAGGGUGGAGUCGCUCCCGGAGGGUCUUCAACAACGGCUGUAGCAUUUGCCGCUGUUGCAGGAAACCUUGCUGAGAGUGUCUCCUCAUCAAGUAGUUCAUCUUCUAGUGGAGACGCGACCAACCGUGGUCCCGAUCAUGAGAAGGCGAAGGAUGAAGACUUAUGCGCCCAAUAUUGGUCAAGUAGCUUCUAGAGUUUUCAUUUUGAUGCUUUUGUAAGUAUCUCAAUCUCUCGGCUUCGAUCCAUCAGUACCUUGUUUUUUCUUUCUUUUGGUUUGCUCGACUCUGGUGAACAUCAGCAUGAUUUCGAUAUCUUUGCUCUUCCAGCAAAUGCAGGGGACAAGGUAUCGAGUUGAGAAGACCCAGAACUAGAUGAUCAUGGAACGCAUCGAGUCCUUCGAGAUACCCUUCUAAGAAUGAAGGACAAUCCUGAGACUGGCGUUUUCAACUUAGCGGGAAAUAGUCCGACAACGCAAGGGAUGUUAAGCCUGCUCGGUUUCUUUACUCAACGUUGUCUGAUAAGGUAAUUAUUUAUAAAUUCUAUAAGAUUAAGAUUGUACUCGUAGUACAUGAUGAAUGUUCAUUGCGCAUUCCCUUUGCAAAGUAGAAAAACGAAACAAAUGAUAACUUCACUUGCUACGACACUGAUGUUGACUAAAAUUGAUAUGAUACGACUCACAUCUUACUUAGAGGAACAUCAUCUAAGCGGGGAGAUCAUGUUUCUCUACGGUUGCAUGUGCGUCUACGGCAUCGGAAAUGGCGCUUACCUGGCAGUGGAUUUAGCGUUGGCACUAGACUGCUUACCCAAUGUUAAGGCCAUAAUUAGUAGCAUGUUGGGUGCUCGCGUCCCGGAAUGUAAAGACCGCUGUUCUAGCAAUUGGCAUGUUCAAGAGAACAAACAGUACGAGUUCUAGUUGUGCGAGCAGCUUUAUUACUGCAAUCUUUUACAGGUGGAUUCUUGAGAAGAGUGGAUAGCUCUAAUCAUGCGGAGGCUGCAGCGCAGAGCCUAGGAAUUUGGGGAGUUUCGGCUUUUCUCGGAUUAGCGGUUGGGCCGCUGCUCUGGGGGUACAAUCAUCUUCCAAAGCAUUCAUAGUUCAAUUUUUUGGAAACUUAAACUUUUUUAAAGGUCAUACGCCUAGUCCUAGCCUCUGCCUAUUUUUGUGAUUUCAUUUUUUCGCAGCACAGGAGCAUGCAAUAACAAUACAAAUUCUUCACAACUACAUGAUCAGGGGCGCUUUGGAAAUGAGCGGUGGCAAGACGCUUGACGAUGGUGUCCGGGUUUAUCCGUAUACAGGAUACGCCUAUAUGCUGCUUGGUGGUUGCAUCUUCUGCUACAUGUCAGGCUAUGUUGUGAGUUUUAUCAAGAAGUCGACGUAGGUGGUACUCUUGGGUACUUAGUAAAGACUUCUCGAACAAGUUGAAAUUUUUUUUGUAGAGGAGCUUUUUUGCUCGUUUUAGGCACGUCGUUCAUAUGCAUAAUGACCUGCAGUCGAUUUUGUUGAGCAUGUUACAGUGUUUGACAUCCUUAAUUACGCUUUUCAGAGACUCGGUAGGAGGCGUUGUUUUCUGUGUGCUGGAUCAGGAGGAAAUAUUAAAAAUGAGGAGGAUACAAUCAACUGGAGGACUGUAUUAAUUAUAUGAAAUACUACUGCUACAACUACGUAACUAAGACACAAGACUGCGUCAUGAUGCUACCAAAACGAAUGCUUAGUUUCAGCUAGUAGACGGAAUAGGGUUGCCGGGAUUGAGUUAAUAUUUUUGAAAGCUUCAUCUGGAUCUAAUGGUAGUAGUAGCUGAGUCUGCGGCAAUUGUCUUUAUAUCUAGUAGACGGACGAAAGAGUAGAAAAGCAAGCGGCUCCGAUAGAACAGACACAAAAAUCAUCGGCUGUGGGUAGCAGAGGGUCGUUUUGGAAUCAGUCCCGCACAGUUUGCAGUCACCUAACUCAGUAAUUUGUUUGCCCGUGAUUUGCCAGGCUACAGUGGAGAAACGCCCAUCAAGUUAUCAACGGACUACAUUCGGAUACAUAGUUUGCUCGACAUUUUUGAGGGUGGACUGCCGGUUGGUACAGUCUUUGCGAGUGAACGACUUCCAACCUAUAUUAAGGGAAGCCAGG